Chrysemys picta bellii (western painted turtle) is the source of this 3982-nucleotide messenger RNA. It is a transcript of the gene CD248, whose product is annotated as CD248 molecule. Gene Ontology annotation, biological process: cell migration. Gene Ontology annotation, molecular function: extracellular matrix protein binding; calcium ion binding; extracellular matrix binding. Gene Ontology annotation, cellular component: extracellular matrix; external side of plasma membrane. Lineage: Eukaryota; Metazoa; Chordata; Testudines; Emydidae. The record is from RefSeq and is a predicted model, not a curated record.
AAGGGCAGGGGCUCCAUGCGGAGGCGCAGAGCCGAGCAGGCAGCCGUGGGCGCCAGGACGAUGCUGCGUCUCUGGCUGCUCCUCACUGGGCUGGUGGGGCCGGCGCGGGGCGCCUGGCCAGGGCCUGAGGCUGCCUGGCCGGGGCCCGAGGCUGCCUGUGGUCCUGAGGGCUGCUACGUUGUCUUCUUCCAACGCCGCAGCUUCCUGGAGUCCUGGCGGAGCUGCCGAGAGCGUGGCGGGAACCUGGCCACGCUCAAGCGCCAUGAGGAGGCCGCCCAGGUGGCGGAGCUGCUGCAGGCCACGGGCCCGGGUACAGGGCAGCGGCGGCUCUUCUGGAUCGGGCUGCAGCGCCAGCCACGCCAGUGCUUCCCCCAGCGCCCACUGCGUGGUUUCACCUGGACCACCGGCGACCAAGACACGCUCUACACCAACUGGGCGCAGGCCGAGCCGGCCGGGGGCACCGCUUGCUCGGCCUCGCGCUGCGUGGUGCUGAGCUAUGGCCUGGCCACGCAGGAGAAUUUCCAGUGGCUGGAGGGUUCGUGCACCCUACCCGUGGACGGCUUCUUGUGCCGCUUCGGCUUUGCCGGCAUGUGCCACGGACUGGCCACGGAGGAGACGGGGCCCGUGAGCUACACAACACCCUUCGGCCAAGUCAGCAGCACCCUGAGCCACAUCCCCUUCGGCACAGUGGCGUCCGUGGCCUGUGGUGGCGCAGCCCCUGUCUCGGUGCUGUGCAUGCAGCGGGACGACGGCUCCGUGGGCUGGUCCAAGGAGGAGCCCCUGUGCGGGGAGGAGCUGGGGGACUGGUGUGAGGGUGACAAUGGGGGCUGCCAGCAGCUGUGCGUGGAUGAGGGUCCCAGCUACUCUUGCGAGUGCCACGCCGGCCACGCCUUACUGCCUGACGGGCGCUCCUGCGCCCCAGCCGAUGGCUGCCAGAACCACCCCUGCCAGUUUCAGUGCGUGCCAGGAGAGGACGGAGGGUACCGGUGCUUGUGCCCCGUGGGCUAUACGCUGGCCAGUGACGGGCACACGUGCGAGGACACGGAUGAGUGUGCCACGGGCCCGUGCGAGCAGCUGUGUGACAACUUCCCUGGCGGCUUCCAAUGCCGCUGCCAGGUGGGCUACGAGGACGACGAGGCCGGGGGCUGCGCCGACCUGGAUGAAUGCAACACCGCCCCGUGCGAGCACCAGUGCGAGAACACCGAGGGCUCCUACCUGUGCCUGUGCCACCUGGGCUUCAGCCCGGCCGAGGAGGCGCCGCAGCACUGUGUCGACAACGACGAGUGCCAGAUCCCCGGCGUCUGCCAGCAGAUGUGCGUCAACUACGUGGGCGGCUUUGAGUGCUACUGCACCGAGGGCUACGAGCUGGAGGCUGACCGCAUCAGCUGUGCCCCCCUGGCAGAGCCCCCUGCGCUGGCCACCAGGCAGCAGACCUUCUACCCACACUUCAGGAACCAGCAGGAGUGGGGGGCGGAGGUGCUGCAGGUUUUGGGGACGGACGAGCCUUUCAGCCUGAUCCAGGAGUUCCCCGACCCCACUGCUUCGCCCCCUGAUCUCUCUCCUGCAGCCCCACACCCUAGCACUGGCCACUCAGCCCCUCGCCCCUCCACCACCAGCCCCCCAAUCCCUUCCACAACCACUGGUCCCCUGGACCCCACCACCAGCCCCCCAAUCCCUUCCACAACCACUGGUCCCCUGGACCCCACCACCAGCCCCCCAAUCCCUUCCACAACCACUGGUCCCCUGGACCCCACCACCAGCCCCCCAUCCCUUCCACAACCACUGGUCCCCUGGACCCCACCACCAGCCCCCCCAAUCCCCAGUACCACCACCCUGAUCCCUCCCACAUCCACUGCCCCCCCAGAGCCCACCAAUGGCCCCCCAGUUCCCCACACCAGCCCCGCUAUCACUCCCACAAUUGGCCCCCCAACCCCCAGCACCAGCCCCCCAAGCUCCAAAUCUCCAAGGUCCCCUGGUGCUCCUGCCUCACCCUACAGUGCGGGGGAAGGGGACCCUUCAGCAGACAGGGCCAGGGCUCCGCUGCCCCCUUCGGAGGACCCCAGCACCUCUCCAGGUGGGGAGCGGGCACGGAGGAAGCGGGAUGACCGGUGGCUGCUGGUGGCACUGCUGGUGCCCCUCUGCGUCUUCCUGGUGAUCAUGGUGGCAUUGGGCAUCGUGUACUGCACCCGCUGUGGUGCCAGGGCCAAGAGCCGCAGCGUCACACAGUGCUACCGCUGGGUCACCAGUGCGGGGAGCAAGGGGCCCCCCCACCCCCCUGCAGGGGCCCACCUGACCACCUGCCGGACCAGCGUCUGAGAUUGUGGGGGCCCAGAACACAAAGGGACCAGGACGCGCCCCCCCACACACCUCAGCUGGGAGAUGAGACCCCCUGGCUGGGAUGCCAGGACUGGCCUGCACCCCUCCCCAGCUGAGACCCUGGAGCCAUCCCAUAGCCCCUGGCUGGGACAUGGAGGCCGACGCCCUGGCUGGAGCAAGGGCCCUGCAGCCACCCUGCCCCCUGGCUGGAACAUGGACCCUCAUUUAUUUCCCAACUCCCCAGCUGGAGCAUGGUCCCCCCACAACUGUCCUGCCUCCAUCAGCUGGUCCCCUGGAAUUGCGCAGUGGCUGUCCCGGAGCUGGAAUCACCCUCACCCCAGGGCUGGCACUAGGACUAGGACUGGGCCCCACGAUCCAGGGCAGAGACAUGGAUCCCCUGCACCCUGCCUGGGACACGGCCCCCCCCCUCAUCUCCAGGGCUGGGUUCCUCCUUAUCUUGCUCCUUGGACUUCUGCUAAAUGGACACAGGAGCCACCCCCACUGCUCUGAUUGUGGGGAACCUCUGAUGGGACCCACUGCUACCCCCACCCCAGAAAAGCUUUGAGAAACUGACAGGGAUGGAGAAGUGCCUGCAGGACUUGAGAGACCUCUGGAACUAGGGGCCACGGAGCCAAGAGGGGAGGGAAGUGGGGGCCUGGAGCUAGGGGAAGGGGGGAGUCAUGGGGGGCUCAGAAUGGGGGUUGUGGGAGGUCUUGGGGAGAUAAUGUGGGGGGCCUCUGGGGGGCGUGGAUGUUCAGGGGGCCCCCAGAUGCUGUUCCAUUCUUAACGUGUGUUGCUCUCACAAUAAAGGGGUGGAGCCCGCACUGCCUGCAGCUGGACAGCUUUACUGGGGUGGGGGGCUGGGCGUCAGGACUCCUGGGUUCUAUUCCCAAACAGUUUUACUGAGAGGGAGGGAGUCAACCCCUGACUCCAUGAUGGAAACCUUGGAAUUGGCAUUGUGUGAGAAAUCUGUGGGGGUCAUAAGCUACCGAGCCCCACACUCAGCCCCCUGGCCAUCCAGGACGCUCCCAGCCCUGGGAGGGGAGUGGGGGCUGGUGGGUUAGAGUUGGGGGGAGGCCACUACUCAUGGGUCUCCCUGGGAGCAGGCAGGGAUGUUUGUGUCUGCUGUUGCCUCUGUAAUUAAAGCUCCUGGUGGCAGGAAGCUCCCUGUACCAACUCCCCUCUCCCCUGGGGCCUUUCCCACCAAGCGAGCGAUGGUCCCCCAGAGUCUGUGUCCCACUGGGGUGGGCUGGGACAUGGCUCCCCCACUUAACCCUUCACUAAAGCCAGGAACAUCCCAUCCCCCUGUCCCGUUGUAAGAUGGGCUGUCUUCAGCUCUUACACUAAGCGGGGGCAGGUCUGUGGAUGGGAGACCUCCAGGAGGCUGUGAGAAGAGGUAGAGGCUCACUUCCUGCCCUAAACGAUCCUGCAAUGAGCAGUUACCCAGUUGCUGCACCUCACUCCAGAGGUGGCUGCAUCUCUGCGCGGGGUGAGGGAUCCCUACUCCAUGCUCAGCCCCAGCAGUGGCUUCAUCUCAGUGCCAGGUGAGGAAUCCCUGUGUAAACAGCCCCCAUGCGCCACCCCAGAGGUGGCUGCAUCUCAGAGGCAGGGAAGUGAUUUCUCUGUAUACAAUGUGUACAAACCAUUAGUAAAUAUUUUAAACUGA